CGAGUCAUUGCGGGAGUCAUUGGUGCGCCAACGCCUACCUAGCUGCGGAUCUUUUCUUCCGCAGCCAGCCUAAUCAGUAGGUCUUUCUUGUAGCGCUUUGUUCCCUGUAAGAAGGGGCUUUUGGAAGUCAAUGUGGAGUCCCCAAACAAAAAUUCGUGGAACUGUUGUCAACAUAUCAGGCCAUAUCAGGCAAGGAAGGUGCAGCUUAGCAUUUGUUGCUGCGAAAGUCUUUCAGUGGCAGUUUCUGCGGCCCUCUUUUGAGGUUUCACUUGGAGGCAGCUUGAUAGGGUUUCUCUGCCCGCAAGCGAUAGCUGACUUACCUGAUGCAGUUGUAAUCGGUGGUGACCAUGCAGUGAACGGUUUAGUCAAUGUUGCAGUUUGUAUCCAGAACAGACUUAGACGGGAAACCACAUUCGGGCAGGAUGAUGGAAGCAGACCUUCAAAGGAAAAGGAAGCGACUGGAAACUUUUGGCAGCCAAGUGUCAGAAGCUGACGCUCGGGAGUGCUGUGAUGCUGGAAAAGAGAUCUGCGCUCGGCUUGCUGAAGAGGGACAGAAAGCGGUGCCAGAUGCAGAGAUCCUCAUUUCAUCAGUGGAGUUGCUUAGGCAGGUUCUACACCGCCUGACAAGCUUGUUAGCAGAGCUUGCAGCAGCUGAUGUGGCUGGACUGACAAGCCUUCUGAAAGAAAGCGUCCAAGUGGUGCAGAUGCUUCUCAUGCCCAAGGCGGAAGACAAGCGACCCCUGACGGAAGCCACUGAAAAGGCAGCCAUGGAGCUCUUCGAGGGGACCCUCUCUGCGGUGGUUGCUGUCUGCAACUUCCUCCCCCAAGCAGACGGCCAGUCACGCCCCAGUCUCAUCACCUGCGCCUCACAAGCUCACAAGGCCACCUUAGCUUUCGCCAAAGCCGCCCUCGACUCUCGCUCCCAGCUUGCGCUGCGCCUCUGGAAGAAUGUUGGGGAGCAAUUACGCUGCGCUGCAGUAGAUCCCACCCUGGAACCCGUCCUGUUCGACGUACCAGCAAUUGCGCUCCACCUUUUCGACUACAGUGCCUCUCAGCUCCAAAACGCGCUCCGCAUGUGGCAAAACCCCGAAGAGCAAGCGGAGAACGAGGCGCGGGACAAACGGCUCACGGGGCCGAUCCGUCACGGGCUCCUCACGGUGCUUCGGAUCACUGCCACAUGUCCAGCCAGCGUCGCGAGCCAGCCCUGCGCGCGCUCGCUCGCCGCGUUCGUCGUCCUGGUGACGUCACUCGUCUCAGGCCCCGUUUCACCGCUCCCAGCGAGCGCGCGGGGCGCUCUGACGAAGUCCGUCGCGGAGGCGAUGAUCGCCGUCCUGACAAUGCUCCUGGAAUCGGACGCCGUUCCUGACGAGUCCAAGUGCUUUCUCGUCCGAGCCCUCUGCGAUGCUGACGUCACUGCCGGGGGAGGUCAAGAACAAGGGCUCACAGCCGGGGGGGUAGGAAACCAGGGGCUGUCAGACGGGGGGGAUGUAGAGCAAGGCGGGGUCGCGCUCUACCGGGCCUGCGCAGAGACAGAUGACCUGGGGCCGCUUCUCCCUGCCGGCCGGCUGACGUCAUUCUCGACGCUCCUCUCGCAGAGCGCCAAGUACAGCCUCGCAGUCAAGGAGGAGCUCUCCCGCCUACUCCCACAGAUCCCAAACCUAGUAGCCGCUUCGUACCCCAGUCUCCAAUCUGAAACCCCCGACUCGUACGCUCAGCUCCUCCAGUCUCUCGCCACGUUUGCGGUCGUGUCCGAAGCGUCCAGCAGUAGUGUCACGCGCCGCGGCGUCGAGAGGUUCCUCCUCGAGGUUGUGAUCAGCGGUCAUCCUCUGACGCAGCAGCUCGCACACGAUCUGUGGGGUUUCGUUUUCCAGCUGUCGAAAACCCCCCUGAAGGAGGCUCAGCUCCGGACGCUGCUGACGGUGCUCGCGGGGCUUGUCGUGUCUGAAGCGGCGCUGACGUCAGCGGGGGAUCCCCCUGGAUUUGCGGAGACACGAGGCCUCUCGCGCGCCAUCUUCAGCGUAGCCACGCUCGUGAACCAGCUUCUGAGAGCUGCCGCGCCGGAGCAACUAGGCGCGGUCUACCGGCAGUACGUCGGGCCAGUGCGGAAGGACCUUGCAGAGACCCGCGUCUGUGAGACGCUUCUGCGGAUGGGGUUUCCGACGGAACGAUUGCCUGAUGCGCUUCAGAAGGAUUUGGCAGGGGCUUUGUUUAGCAGUGUCCUGAAGGCGGCGGAGGGGCAGGCGUCGCAGCUAGGAAGGGGGACGGCGACCGGCACAGAGGAGCUGCUGCUACGGAGUCGCCUCGCAAUCCUGGAGGCCAUCGUCAAAGACCCGUCCUUCGAGCGCAACGGAUCGCAACCCCUCGCCCAGGCCGCCGGCCAGCUCGCUGUUCGCAUACUCACCUCCCAAACCGGAACGAAGUACGGAAUAUCCAACGGAACGGCAAACGGAACGGCAAACGGAACGGCAAACGGAACGGCCUGCAGCGGAACCCCUGCCGCGCUCCACGCUCCUGCCCUCCGCCUCCUCAUUGCCGCCCAACAGCACGUCCCUUCCGAACAGCUGUGGGCUGUGCUGCCCGCGCUCCUCUCCGUUUUUCGUUCCGCCGCCCGUUCCGGUUCCGCUGUUCCGCCCGCCCUCAAGCCCGCGCUCGCCGACUUCCUUGCGGCGCUCGCGAGCAUUGCCAUGCCCGAAUCCGGCCCGGAACUGCAGGCGCUGGUGGAGCUGUACCACGCGCUGCUCCGGGAGAGCCACUGGGCGCUGGCCCACGUGGCGCUGACGUCAUUCGCGCACUUUGCGGCGACGUCGCCGUACACGGACCUGUGGCGGCUCGUCCCGACGGACGCGGCCGCGGGUCGAUUCGAGGGCGCGCUCGCGGGCGACAGCCUGAGCGACAGUGGUCAGGAGCUCGACGGGUUCAUGCGCGCGCUGCAGACGUUCCUCGAGCGGAGCGUCGGAAAAGACUUCUUGCUGUCGAGUGCGGCGGAGCACGCGGCGCUCGGUGAGGACGGCAGGAUCCUGGCGGAGCGCAUUGGGGAGGCGUUGGCAGUUCGGGCCGCGGUUCUGUUGGAGGUGUCCGAUCUGAACGAACCUGCGCCGGAAGAGGCGCACGCGAACGGGGUGGAGGUGCGCGGCGAGGUCCGGCAAGGAAGGGAAAGCGCUGACGUGGACGGUGCGGCGGGCGUGCCGGAGGAGCUUCAGGACGCGUGUGACGACAUGGAUAGGUGUGUGACGACACUUCGGAACGGGUUGAAGAGAGCGGCGGCGCGUUUGACAACGGACGAGAGGGGUGCGCUGCGGAAGAAGUUUGGGUCUCUGGGCCAAAAGCUGGCAGGCCUGGUUGAACAACUGUUUCCAGACUGACCCUCUAGCAGAAAUCUGCUACUACGUACCGGCGAAAGCGGACAUGCCUUUCUGACUUUCACCACUCUCUCCACGUCUUUUGGUCGGCUAACGCGCUGCGCUCUUGCCGUCCGACGGCGACCAUCAAUGCACCACGUUGCAUGCC
Messenger RNA from Klebsormidium nitens, 3507 nucleotides. The record is from the annotation of a GenBank genome assembly. Lineage: Eukaryota; Viridiplantae; Streptophyta; Klebsormidiophyceae; Klebsormidiales; Klebsormidiaceae.